GCGAGCAACGAUAUCCUAAACAGAAUAUCUUCUUUAUUGACGAAAAUAUUAUUUCCACUCAGAAAGCAAUUACAAACCCAAAAUCAAACAGAAAAUCAAAUUAAAUCAAAUACCUAAUUCAAUCAAUCAAUCAAAUCUGGGUUUGUGUUUGAAUAAAAAAUCAACUAAAGAGAUCUUUCAAAUUGGGUUUUGAUUCUGUUGGCAGAGAUGAAUGGUGGCGGUGGUAGAGGUAAUUACAGAAACCCUUGUUUAACGAUGCAUCAACCACGGGCAUCGUUGUUAGUCUAUGGUAUUAAGCGUAUUGAAGGAAGAUCAUGGCCUGCUCCUAUUAGAGGACGACUCUGGAUCCACGCUGCUGGUAAAGUUCCGGAUCAAGAGACAAUCAAAGCAAUGGAAGACUUUUAUAGAGAAAUCUAUAAAGUGAACGGAGUUGAAGAAUUGAAUUUUCCAGAGCAUUAUCCAACUUCACGACUAUUAGGUUGUAUUGAUGUGGUUGGAUGUCUUAGGCGGCAUGAAGUCGAGUGUUGGGAGGAGGUACCCGAAGGGGUGAGACUAGAAGCUCAAACGGAUUUUUGCUGGCUAUGUGAAAACCCACAGAGAUUAUUGAUCCCAUUUGAGAUGCGAGGGUUUCAAGGUGUUUACAACUUGGAAAGAAGGAUAUAUGACGCCGCAGUUAGAGGUCUGAGUCCGGUUAAAAGUCCAUUACCUGUAAAGUUUCCACUUCCAGAUUCCAGAGAUCCUUUCUCGCUAAAACCAGGAUCACUUGUCUCGAGCUUGUCUUCCUUAAAAGUAUCUGAAGUUAAAAAACCAGAGACUCUUACAGCAGCUAUAGCUGGUGCACGCGCUGCAGCUAUAGCUGGUGCACGCGCUGCAGCUACCCAAUACUCAAAGCAACCUCAGAGGUCCCAACUACUAACACAAUCCCACAAAGAGAUAAUCCAGAUUCUAGAGAAGCAUGUAAGUUUAAGAACAAAUCAAAUAAUUCAGAACUGAAUGAAAGGCAUGUUGCAGAGUAUGAUCGCCCAGUUCAAAAUGGAAAUUUGGCGCAUAAUGUAAGAAACAGUCAAGAGGUUUUUGAUGGUACAAGUUGUAGUAGCCAAAUUCAAGAUCAUAGUAGAGAUUGGAACCAUCGAUCGCAGGACAGAACUGUCGAGGAGUCCAGAAGCCCUGCAACCAUUGUCUCAGACAGGUCUCGACUACCACAAAAUGAACGUUACAGAGACCAGGGUGGACGAAGGAAUUGGUAGCGGUACUCAAGGCAGUUCUAGAGAUAAGAAACUCAAUGUUGGGACUCCUAAGGUAUGGAACCUUCUGGAUUUUUUUUUUGAAGUAAUUAGUAGAGAAACGAAAAAAUUGUCCAGGGAUGAGGAACCUAUUAACUUUUGACACGUGGUAUGUUGAUGAGGGUUCAUUAAUCAGCACCUGGAAUCGAAUCCGACGAUGGGUUAAUAGGUUCCUUUACCUCGUGGACACUCAUGAUUUCUCAUGUCACUUAUUGCGCAUGCCUCUGUGACUCUGUCUUUCCCCUGAUUUUCGCGGCAAGAAUGGAAGGCCUUAGGCCUGCAUUAUAAGUGUUUGAACCAUGGAUUCAUUAAAGCACAGACUUGAAUGGCUAUAUAUGGAUGAUUCAGUACAGGUAUUUCGACGGACGCAGGCGAAUGGCUCGCAUAAGAGUGAAACUUUUUUUUCAGGAAUAGCAGAGUGUGCAUGUUGUACUAUAGGUAGUUUUAGGCCUACGAAUUCUACUACGGUACAUGUUAUGAUCUGCAACUCUUAUAGCUUCCAAUAAACCCAUUACGUGUAGUAGUUAGUCUGUUGCAUUUGAUAAAGUGAUCAGAUUAUGGGUCAUAACUCGUAAGGGAUCCAAGAAUGGGGUGAUAAAUCAAUCGAAAGCCCAAAAAUGCGGUAUAAAAUGAUACAGUAACCUACCUUUAUCCCAGUCAUCUUUUACAUAUACAAAACUUUUGUUGUGUCUAAUACUCACUCACGCUUCAAUAGACAUUAUCUUCUUGCUGGAGUUUUUCGGAGGUUCAUUUCUUUGGUUUGUUGCUCUAGUUUUGAGCUUUGCUACGUAUUGGUCAGAACUUCACAGUAGCAAUUCCACACCUAAA
Papaver somniferum (opium poppy) is the source of this 2111-nucleotide messenger RNA. RefSeq names its product activating signal cointegrator 1-like. Gene Ontology annotation, molecular function: transcription coactivator activity. The record is from RefSeq and is a predicted model, not a curated record. Bases 208 to 993 code for a protein of 261 amino acids. The transcript is spliced from 7 exons. Lineage: Eukaryota; Viridiplantae; Streptophyta; Magnoliopsida; Ranunculales; Papaveraceae. Gene Ontology annotation, biological process: positive regulation of DNA-templated transcription. Gene Ontology annotation, cellular component: nucleus.